UAGUUAAGCCAGCGCUAUUUCAAAGCGGCACUCAGUUUUGGAAAAAUAUUCUCCUGACCCCUAAUAACCUGUAAUACGGUGUUAUUAGACUGUUUCCCUCAUUUGUGCAGACCACAGACCCUCUGAUGUCUGUCCCUGUGUUACAGAGGCAGAGUGGCUGUGCUGUGCUCUGUGCUGUGCUUGGUUUGGGGUUUAGAGAGACCGAGCUGUAAGUAGGUCGGGCUGGGCUUAAGCGGCUUAGCUACGUCAGCCUAAGCUGGGAGGAAUUCAUCCAAAGCCCUCCGCGGUAGGCGGGGGCCUAAACGAGGCUGGCCUAGUUAAGCCUGAUUCUUAUUGUGUGCAGCACAGCCUGUUUUUGUUGUGCAACGUAGCUGAGAGGGAACCAAGGAGUAGUGUAUGAAUCCAUGCACAUGUUAGACAUAGCUUAUGUUUGAUUUUAAGAAGAAGAAGUGAAGGAAAAUGAGAUAUGUGUGGGAGUUAGACCAGUGUUAGCUUUAUCACCGUGGAUCAAGAGAAGCCAGCAGCAGGGACAAAAAAAAAAAAAGACAGGUGGGAAGAGUGAGGAGCCUUAGUAUCAAGUGUGUUUACUGAGGGGUGACAGCCAUAGGCCUGACUUGGUCUGUGUGAGUCCGCUAUGCUAUAAGAUGGCGUCCAGCUCCGUGUUUCUGUCCAGUAUGGUGGGUAAAGCUCGCUCCUCCAACUUCACCCUCUCUGAGAAGCUGGACCUGUUGAAGCUGGUGCGUCCUCACAUCCGCAUCCUGGAGGAGCACACCAACAAGCAUGCGGUCAUCGUGGACAAAAACAAGUGCUGGGACACUGUGGCUGAGCAGUACAACGCCUUGGGAGGGGACAGACCCCAUCGCACCGCUCAGGGCCUCAGGACCCUCUACAAGAGGCUGAAGGAGUCAGCCAAGCAGGAAGUGAUGCAGCGGAGACACGCCCAGCCAGAGUACAGAGCGAGCAUCUCCGAGCCAACCAGGAGAAUUAUGGAGAUGAUCCCUCACCUGUUUCACCAUGUGCCGAUCCACGAAAAGGACCAGGCACUGCGCAGAUUAAUAUACAGCAAGCACAACUCUCCUAUCGAACAUCCUGGCAGCAGCUCCUCUCUGGCUGGAUUUCAGGAUUACUCAGCAGCUGUCCCAAGUAUCCCCCACGAGGUGGUCCAGCUGGACCCUGAAGAGGAUGUUAAACCACCACCAGACCUCCCCAUCCUCUCCGUACACACAGAGCCAGGGCUGGACGAAGGCCAGGAGCGGGAGGAGCAGGACUUGGGAAGCGUCCAUGAUUACGAAGCAUCUCUGUCUCCCACCCCAUCCUCCGUUAACAUCCCCCUCUCCACGUCGCCACUGCCCUUACGCCACGACCUCUACCCCAACGACAUCUACCCUCACCACGAGCCCGAGAGGUUUCGCCCUCUGCAUCUGGCCAAAGAGGAGCACGAGUUGGUGUUGGCCAAUCACAGGAAGGUUGCCAUGUACUUGGAGGAGAAGAGGGAGGGGCUGAAGAGGAAACAAGAACUGGAGGAGGAACUUCUGAGAGCCAAGAUAAAAGUGGAGAAACUAAGGGCUGCUCGACUCAGACACGGACUGCCAAUUCCUCUAUAACAAGCUUGAACAUGCACAUCUGGGGCCAGUGUUAGAAAGGGAGAGGCUCUGAGGAGUUUAAAGUGUGUAGCAAUCACACUCAUCCAUUUCAUGUUUGAGAGCUGUUUCAGAACUUGAAUCUCUUUUGGAAACAUAGUGCCUAGUAAAGACACUGAAAGCCUGGAUAAGGCUGACUUGUGUUGCCAUCAGUCUGUGUUUAUGCUUGUCAGUGUUAAAAAUGUUUCAUCAUUCUCUCACUUAUUGACAGAAGUGGCAACACAACUUGUAAAUGCUCACAUUACAAACACUGUGACAGGCCAAAGUAGGUAAAAUAAAUGUGAAAGUCGAGGUUUUGGAAGGGAAUGUAGUGAUGAAUGACGUGUACCAUGAUGGUGCUUUUCCUGCCUAGAUCCAUGAACAACAACAAUGUGUCUAUAGAAAUUUCAGCAUAGUGUUAAUGAUCUUUAUUGUCCAGUAUUGUUAGAGUAAAUAUUCUAACAGCAUUUACUGUAAUUAUAUACUGGAGGCUGCCUUCCUUGCAUUUCCUUGUAGCCCUUUUAGGCGACCAAAUUAUGGGUGCUUUUUCAAAAUUCUGUAGGUUACAAAUGAAUAAAGCAGCACUGCAAACCAACAGAGAUCCACUUUUUUAGACCUGAAAAGUCAGUUUCAGAUACCCAGAAUUGAAGCACAAGUUAAACUGUUGAAGGCCUUAAUAAUAAUGCAGAAGUGAGAAAUUCUCUCUGGUUGUUGAAUUAAUGUGAUCAAAAGAAGGGAGAUGUGGAAUUGAUUUUGUGAUGUUAUUGUUAUUUAAUGUACUGUAUGUGACUACAACAUUGAUUGUAUUGUAAUGUUGGUAAACAAGUGUUGUCAGUUUCUUUUACAGUUUGUUCAUAUGUUCACUUAUUUCUAUAAAAAAAGUAA
This is a messenger RNA of Morone saxatilis (striped sea-bass), 2504 nucleotides long. RefSeq names its product fibrinogen silencer-binding protein (gene fsbp). Lineage: Eukaryota; Metazoa; Chordata; Actinopteri; Moronidae. The transcript is spliced from 2 exons. Bases 645 to 1604 code for a protein of 319 amino acids. The record is from RefSeq and is a predicted model, not a curated record.